Molecule: messenger RNA, 2822 nt
Organism: Pyricularia grisea
Lineage: Eukaryota; Fungi; Ascomycota; Sordariomycetes; Magnaporthales; Pyriculariaceae
Exons: 3
Coding region: 759-2426 (555 amino acids)
Biological process (GO): transmembrane transport
Cellular component (GO): fungal-type vacuole membrane
Molecular function (GO): transmembrane transporter activity
Source: RefSeq, a predicted model, not a curated record
CAUUACUUUCGUGCAUGUUGUGUCAUUUGAUAAUGUUAGGUAAUUAGACCGACAAAGGUGAGUUUGCAUAAGAAGCUCAGCCGCGUCGCCAAACUGCAGGCAGGAGCACAGCAGUCGGCGUGCCGUGCUUCCAAGGCCGCUCUCGGCGCGUGGGGGAAACAGCUCUCAUGACCUUCUUCGGCAACCAAACCCUUGAACGGGAAAAAAGAGGGGACGUGCUAACUAUGACGGCACUUAAUUUUUUUUUUUGCUCUUUUUUUUCUCUCUGUUAGAAAAAAAAAGUCUUCACGGGACUCUUCCCUUGUUAUAGAUAGUAUGGUUCCAUCUUUUGUAUGUCUUGCAAGUUGGUUUUAAACAGUUUCUUUCUUGCAACGCCUCUGCAAAUCCAUCUCAUGUUUUGCUGUACUUUCUUUUUCUCUUUAAAAACAAGACCAUAACCUUUGUCGUCGGAGUACAGGUUUACACAGGUGCCUGUCCAACACAGCCAGAUCUUGUAUCUUACUGGUGUCGUGGUAUUUACGAAAAGCUUCCCUGUCAUUCUUACCAAUUUUUCUUGUCUUUCUCAUGAUUCCCAAGACUCCGUUUUCCUAAAUCCGGAUCUUCCGCCAUUCCCCCAAGUCUUUUGAUACAGAAACAAAAGUCGUGCUACCAUAAGUUCAGCCUUACUGCUGGAUUACCACCGAGUGACAGGUUGAUCCCUAAAAGCACCUUUAUUACCCUGUUGUAUCACACCCUACCUAUCAGGUAUCCACCCCGACAUGUCCCUUCACAGGGUUGGCUCGAUUGAGUCUUUGUCGUUCGCGCCUACUGGUGAGAUAAGAUCGCGGCGCGGAUCCGACGCCUCGGUCAUAUCUGUGCGUCCAACCAAGCUCACCUUCAAUCCCAUACCGGAGCAGUGGGAUCCUCCAUCGGAGCGCCAUGGCAAUGUUCAAGCUGUCGGAGCGUUCGAGGUCCCGGAAUGGAAGAGGAUUUCACAAGUUGUUGCCGCUGUUUUUUAUUGUUUCCUAGCGGCGGGUGUCUGUUUCGGCUAUGCAGCAAUCAAGCCAGUACUGAAACAAGAGGGUGCAUACCACGAUGUCUGUAUCGUUGACGGCGCCGUUGAUGACACCUGUGUCGAAAUCCAUCUAAACCUCAUGUUCACAGUUGCUGCAGUUGGUACGAACGUGGCAGCUUUGCCGAUAGGGAUCGUACUUGACAAGACCGGUCCCAGAUUCUGUGGUCUACUUGGGAGUGCCUUUCUUGCUGCUGGUUCUCUUAUGUUGGCGUACUCCAAAGCCUUGCCAUUUGAUGGGUUACUCUGGGGUUACCUCCUCACUGCUCUCGGUGGCCCCUUCAUAUACAUUUCUUCUUUCCAACUCAGCAAUGCAUUCCCGAAGCACUCGGGCCUGAUUCUUGCCUUGUUGACGGGAGCCUUUGACGCAUCGAGUGCUCUCUACCUUGUUUAUAGACUCAUCUACCAGGCUACAAAUGGCGGAUUUGGCUUGAGGAGCUUCUUCCUAGUGUAUCUGACGGGACCGGCUCUCAUUGCCGUUCUCCAGCUGACGUUGCUUCCCAAGCAGUCUUACAAGACAGUCGGCGAGAUGAUCGAGGAUAUCGAGGAGCCCGGCCGACAUCAUGAGGCCGAUGAUCAAAUCGACGAGGAGACCGCCCUGCUCCGGGAAGAGGAGAGACACCAGAUUGAAGACCAGGUUGAGGAGCUCUUGGGCACACGCAAGGUCGACAAACAAGUUCAAAGAGAAAUCAAGAAGAACGAGAGGUCGGGUGUUUGGGGUGUGAUGCAUAUGGCUACCAUCAAGGAGCAGCUCAUGUCACCCUGGUUCACUCUGAUCAUGAUGUUUACAGUGGUUCAAAUGACGAGGAUAAACUUCUUUGUCGCUACAAUCUAUCAGCAGUACAGCUAUCUGUUCCACAGCCACCAACAGGCCCGCGAGAUCAAUAACUUUUUCGACCUGGCACUACCCAUCGGCGGCAUUCUGUCUAUCCCAUUCAUCGGCACCAUCCUCGACCGCACCACGACCGUCACCGUACUCAUAUGUCUGGUGUCUGUGGCUACCACUAUAGGCAUCUUGGGCAUCAUCCCACAAGCCUGGGCCGCCUACUCAAACGUGUGCCUCUUCGUCCUGUACAGGCCGUUCUACUACACGGCCGUUUCCGACUACAGCGCCAAGGUCUUUGGGUUCCGGACGUUCGGUACUGUCUAUGGUGCCGUGAUCUGCCUGUCUGGCCUGUUUAAUUUAUCACAGCCUGCACUCGACUACAUGUUCCACAUGACCUUUGCGGGCAACCCGAUCCCGGUCAAUGUGAUACUGAUGUCCGCAGGUCUGCUGGUGGGUUUGGCGCUGAUUAUUUUCGUCAGCGUAAAGGCUGGUCGCUUUGGUCAGACUCAACAGCGAGACUCGUCACCAUGCGUUGAACGACGAGCAUGAGCGGUAGCUUUCGUACGCCAUUUUUUUGGAAAAUAAAAAGGGGAGAGGAGGAAGGAUCGCAACUGCAAGGUUGUUAAAAGUCUGUUUGAGGACAUACAAGUGUCUGAGCGCAAUGAUGUGAACAUGGAAGCAAGGAUUGAUCUUCGGUACAUAUCUGUAGGUUCUACUUCGGGAGUUCUGCAGGGUUCACGCCCACACUACGCAACACUUGUACCAAGUAAAUAAAAUAGGUUUGAAUACAACAACUAACAAAAAGAAAGAAUUGUUGGGUCCCACUACUUCUGCCAACUCCAGAAAUCGUUGUUACAAGGUGCCAUGUUAGUAUAGACAGACAGACGAUGUACGUGACCUCCCACAAUAACCAUGUAUAUGCGAAUACAGUUCCAUUAUCUAAUA